AUGUCGGUGGGUGGGAUUCCAGACCAGACUGAGGACCACUGCGAGAUCAUUUGCCAUCUAGCGCUGGGAAUGGUGUAUGAAGCCAGAAAUGCGACCGAUCCAAUCAGUGGUCGUCCGCUCCAAAUCCGGGCCGGAAUCCACUCGGGGCCCGUCGUUGCUGGCGUCGUAGGAGCAAAGAUGCCUAGAUACUGUCUCUUUGGUGACACGGUAAAUACCGCGUCCCGAAUGGAAUCCCACAGCCCGGAGGGACGCAUCCAUUGCAGCGAACAUGCCGUCACCUGUGCCCAGCGCACCGGUCGCUUCGAAUUCGAGGGCCGUGGCAAGACCCAGAUCAAGGGCAAGGGCGAGAUGAACACCUACUAUCUCAGCCGCAGCUUCAAAAAAUCAAUGUGGGAGAUUAUCGGGUCUCAGCGAGACGAAAACAUCAACUCUAUCGACGGUUACCAGGAGCUGCGCGCGCUUCUGUUUACCAACGCUGUCGUCCAGAAGAAGAAGCGCAAUCUGAAGGAUAGCAUUGCGUGCUCGAUUUGU
Messenger RNA from Mesorhabditis spiculigera, 531 nucleotides. The record is from the annotation of a GenBank genome assembly. NCBI's taxonomy places the organism in Eukaryota, Metazoa, Nematoda, Chromadorea, Rhabditida, Rhabditidae.